AUGUUUGCUGCUGCAACCAAAAACUUUGUUAAACAGGUUGGUGAUGGAGGAAGAUUAGUUCCUGUGCCCAGUCUCAGCGAAGCUGAUAAAUACCAACCUCUGAGUCUUGUAAUUAAGAAAAGGAAAUGUUUUCUUUCAAAUAAGUCUAAAUUUGCUUCAACACCAUUCACACUGAAAGACAUUCUACAAGGAGAGAAAGAAAUUUCUGCAGGUGUCUCCUCCUACCAGUUGCUCAACUAUGAAGACAAAUCAGAUGUUUCACUCAGCGGCAAAAGAGGAAAUCAGAUAAUGAAUGAUGUUGGUUUUGACAUUGCUGGAUCAGAUUCUAUUGCCUUUAAAGCUUCAUUUGGCAUAGUGACCAAACAUGAAGUUGAAGUACCCACACUACUGAAAGAACUUAGUACAAGAAAAAUAAAUUUUGAUCAUUGUCUAGUCCAUCAAUCAAGAAAAAGUAGGAUGGAAACUUUGUGCGUGGUCAUGGAAAGUAUUAGAACUACAAGGCAGUGUUCACUAACUGUCCAUACUGGAAUGCGUGGAGAGACGAUGAGGUUUCACAUUAUUGAAGAUCAGAAUUCUAAAGGACGGGACAAAGCCAUUGUUUUUCCUGCGCAUACAACUAUUGCAUUUAGUGUUUUUGAACUUUAUAUUCAUUUGGAUGGUAAUUUUGAACUCUGUGUGACUCCGAUUUCAAAAGGAGGAUUUGAAAAAGAGAAGUCUGGGUCAUCUUCACUGACCAAAUUAAGGAUGUUGAGAACCAAUCUGUUUCAUCGAAAUAAGAGAGCAGUGGAUAUCAUUGCUCACUCUGAUACUUACAUGGAGGACCUUUUUACAGAUUAUUAUGAAAAAGCUGCGAGCAUGACUGAUCUCUCUACAAGCUAUCUCAGAGAAGGGACUCAUAUCCGCAUUAAUUUACUUAAUAACAACAUCCCUAAAGGUCCCUGCAUUCUUUGUGGAAUGGGAAGUUCUAAAAGGGAGACAGUGUAUGGGUGCCUAGAGUGUUCUUUCAAUGGACAAAAGUAUGUACGAUUGCAUGCGGUGCCCUGUUUUGACCUCUGGCAUAAGAGAAUAAGAUAAC
Nothoprocta perdicaria is the source of this 1075-nucleotide messenger RNA. It is a transcript of the gene PJVK, whose product is annotated as pejvakin. The record is from RefSeq and is a predicted model, not a curated record. The transcript is spliced from 6 exons. The coding region runs from base 1 to 1074 and encodes 357 amino acids. Gene Ontology annotation, cellular component: cytoplasm. Gene Ontology annotation, biological process: programmed cell death. Lineage: Eukaryota; Metazoa; Chordata; Aves; Tinamiformes; Tinamidae.